Molecule: messenger RNA, 1949 nt
Organism: Poecilia latipinna (sailfin molly)
Lineage: Eukaryota; Metazoa; Chordata; Actinopteri; Cyprinodontiformes; Poeciliidae
Gene: fgf19
Product: fibroblast growth factor 19
Exons: 3
Coding region: 58-687 (209 amino acids)
Molecular function (GO): growth factor activity
Source: RefSeq, a predicted model, not a curated record
CUCCACUACCAGCUGAGGAAAGCAGAGGCCCAGGACUGUGCAGGAAUUUGACAAACCAUGCUGUUGUUUAUGUUCAUUCUAUGCAUUCCUGGUGAACUUUUUACUCUGGGAGUAUUUUGCAUGCCAAUGAUGGACCAGGGGCCACAUGUCACCCAUGGUUGGGGCCAGGUGAUCCGGCUCCGGCAUCUGUAUGCAGCCAAACCAGGACUGCAUUUACUGAUCAGUGAGGAUGGACAAAUCCACGGUUCUGCAGAUCAAACUCUUUACAGCCUGCUGGAGAUCCAACCUGUUGGCCCUGGACGUGUUGUGAUCAGAGGAGUGGCAACCACACGCUUCCUCUGCAUGGAGAGCGACGGUAGAUUGUACUCAACUCAAAUAUACAGCAGAGCUGACUGCACCUUCAGAGAGCAGAUCCAGGCAGACGGCUACAACGUCUACACCUCUGAUGGACACGGGGUCCUCCUCAGUUUGGGAAACAACCAGCAAAGACACAGUGGCUCAGACCAUGGUGUUCCAGCUCUGGCCCGCUUUCUUCCCAGGUUAAACACCCUUCAGCAGGCUGUCCCCACAGAGCCGGAUGUUACUGAUCUGCUCAGUCCAGACAAAGUACAAGAGACCGUGGACAUGGUGGGCUCCUUUGGCAAGCUGUCUCAUAUAAUUCACAGUCCCAGCUUCCAUAAGAGAUGAAGCGGCCGAUCUGAAACAGCUGUGAAGGUAUGUGCCCAGGGACACCCAAGCACUACCUCCUGCAUGUUGUAAACUCAUGGACAGACAGGAGUAGCGACUGGUCAGCACAUAGAAAUGUUGGUGGCGUGGCUGUCCAGCCAGAGACGCAGAGAGGCAUGCUCAGUGGAGCCUGACACCUGGAGGGAGUUCAACCCUCCAUCCUGCAUUUACACCCACUCAACAAACAUGGGAGGUGUUCUCAGUUUUCCAUCCUUCCAAAAGCUUUUUCCACAUGAAGAAGUAUGUUUGCACUGAAACAGUGACUAAAGUGUACUGAUAAACCGCUGCGUUAGUGGACGGCUGGCAAAGGGAGAGACUUGCACAACAUUGAUCUGAUAGUUUGUUUCUGUGCUAUGUGUGAUAAGUUGCCCGGUGAUAUUAGAGAGCCAAUGAUAUAUCUGGUGGUUCUUUUGACAAACUGCUUCUAUUAAUUGCACAGAAGGAAAAAUGCAUCUUUUGGGGUUCUGGUCCUUUCAAAACACCUACAGAGUUAGUAAGUUCUCCAGACAAAAGUAUUGUUUUGCAAUACUUGUAUUUAUUUAGUUAUUUAAAUGAUGUUAGUCUUAAGUUUUAGUGUUUACCUCUAUUUGUACUGGAUGUGUGCACAUGUCCAAUAGUGAAAGUGUUUAAAGAUGUUUUGAAGUAAAUUGUUGAAAUUAAACAUUGUAAGCUGAAGAGACAGUACUUUGUGAGAUUAAGAAAAUCAUAUUUAAAUAAGAAUUUCUAAGCAUUUUCAUUAUAUCACAUUUGAUUUUAGGUUAAAACCACCAGAAUUACAACUGGUUAAAUACAUAUUGAACACAAUGACAGUAAAUUUAUUUCUCCUUUUAAGAUGAAAUCCAACCCAGACACUGACAUCAACCAAAGCAAUCCAGAUAUACAAAAAAAUCAAGGCAAAGCCAAGUGUUCAUCCUUCAUGUGUUUAUCCAUAAGGGCUGAACACAUGAGGAAAAUUAUAAUUAAAAAACACACAAGAAGCUAAGAAACCAAAUCUAUCAUUGUUACAAUAUUAGCUAAUUUAAUAUUAAGAGAAGAGCAAUGAAAAUAUUUAUCUUUGCCCUUCACAAAGUUGUGAUGCCACAUAAAAAUAACAGAGUUUUCCCUGCUGCAUAUCAUACCAAUAGCAGUGGUUACUUAAUGGAAAAACACAGAAUCAUACCAAGUAUUUUUGAUGGGUUUCUAGUGAAGAUAUUUUAGUAAACUUGAAAAAAGGACUGUCUAAC